This is a messenger RNA of Mytilus californianus (California mussel), 2717 nucleotides long. Its product is annotated as storkhead-box protein 2-like. Gene Ontology annotation, biological process: positive regulation of transcription by RNA polymerase II. The record is from RefSeq and is a predicted model, not a curated record. Lineage: Eukaryota; Metazoa; Mollusca; Bivalvia; Mytilida; Mytilidae. The transcript has 4 exons. The coding region runs from base 99 to 2606 and encodes 835 amino acids. Gene Ontology annotation, cellular component: nucleus; cytoplasm. Gene Ontology annotation, molecular function: DNA-binding transcription activator activity, RNA polymerase II-specific; RNA polymerase II transcription regulatory region sequence-specific DNA binding.
AGCGUAACUAAUAACCAGUAUACACAAAUAUCCAUAUAUUUAUGUUGUUAUCUUAUUUAAAUGUAUUGGCGGGUAGGUAAUAAAAACUUACUGUCAGAAUGACUGGGAAAUCAGCAGGACGGAAAGAAAAUAAACAGAUUUUUCAACAGUUAUCGCCGGUUACAUCGAAAUGUUUAGCUAUGGUUGUGUCGCUUGUUGUUGAGGCUAAAGCUGUAAAUGGAAAGGAAAUAUUUGACGAUUUUCAACUUCGGAAUAGUACUUGUUAUUGGAAUUCUGCAUUAUCUGACAGCAUAAAAAAUCUUCAAUAUUUGGGAUUUUUAGAACCAAAUACAAUUUUACUCGGUGGAACUGAUGUAUGUUUGGAAAAUCUGAGAAUGGCAUGGGGUAGAAGAGUUCUAAAUGAUCCACACAACUGCAGGAUUGAGAAAAUUGGAGAUAUUGGUAAUAUAACCAUGCAGGAGGUGCCACAGAAUCAUUUUAUUCCCCUUCCAGAAAUCCUCUGUCUCAUUAUCCUUGACCUCAACAACAAACAGAUCCUAGCAACAGUAGAUAUCAUACAGGCACAGCUAAAAAAAUGUUACCAAGGGACACAGUUACCAAGCAACCAGCUGGUAUAUGAAACCUUGCAUAACUUGAUUCAAGAAAGGAAAAUUUUUCAUACCGGUAGUGGAUACUUUGUGGUUACGCCUGAUACCCUCAGACUCCCGGUUGACCUACCUUCGCCAAGUUUGCCACCUCAACACAAUCCAAUGUAUCUACCAGUAUCUAGAAAUCAAAUGAUAUGUGAUCGAAGAAUGUCACCUUUCACAGUUCCCAUGACAACAGUUGCUAUGACACAGACUUUACCACCAGUUAGAUCUAUUUCUUGCCAAGUGAGCAUAGCCAAUCAAAAACGAGCUAGCACACCAGAACUAAAGCUAGAAGAGACAGAUAAACCAAGAUUACAUCGUAGCCACAGUGCUCGUAGACACAAGGAAAAGAAUCAGAAUGACCCAGAAUCAUUGAAAAAGAAUGUAUCAGUAAGAGCCCAAGAUGACUGUUUAACAAAUAAAGAUGUCAAUGUUAUGAAGAGUAACCUUAAUAAAGUCAAGGAAAAGGGAGAAAAGAAGUCAUUAUUGUCCAAAUUGUUUGGGAAGAAAAAAAAGACGGAAGAGGUUAAAAAAAAGUCUAAAGAACCAGAAACAAAAGAUAAAAAACGUGAAUAUGCCACAUUUUCUGGUCAGUUCCCACCACCUGAAUGGUUGUGGUACCAAGAUCAAUGUAAAAAACAAGAAAGGACAAAUAAGUGGGUGACACAACAAUCUGGAAUGGUUCUGAUGUCUCAUGGGCAUUUAUCUCAUAAAAUACAUCGGCCGACAUUUGAGAUCAAGAAAGACCUACAUCAGUGUAACAGUAUUUCUCCCGUUACUCUUCCUACAGCAGUGUCCAGUAGUAAGCAUCAUAAAUCUCAUAAACAAUCUCAUAAAGUAUCUCCCUCUGAAAAAGCACAUACCUACCAUGAAAUUGAAUCAUUUAAAAUGUGCAAUAAAGCAAAAAAAAUGCAGCAGCCACAUUGUGUUCAAGAAAUGCCACCAGCAUCAAGGUUCCUUCCUAUUAAAGAGUCUCAAGAAAAAAAUCCAGAUAUCAGGGUCCGAAGAUCAAAAUCUUAUAAUCGUAAGUCAAACAGACAUUCAGUUGAUGUUGGAUUACUUCGAAGACAACAUGCUCACCGAGAGCUUCAACAAGAUAUUCAAAAUGAACAAUCAAGAGUAAUGGGGUUGUCUCCCAUGUAUAGCUCAACACCAAGAGAUGUUGAAAAGAGAUGUAUACAACCAAGUGGAGAUUAUGUAGAUAUGUGUUCUAGUCCCGUUCUACGUGAAGUUAAUCGAACAGACCACAGAUCCCACAGGAGAAGAUCUAAACAUUACAAAAGAAUUGAGAAUGACAUUAACUAUGAGCACCAUGGUAUAUUGCCCCGUAAACACAGCAAUAUUGCUAUGUCUCGAGAUAGUGGUGUUAACUGUGUAGGUUUGUCAAAUCCUUCCGAAAAUAACAAUGUUUUUUGCUAUAAUCAGUUAAUGGACUAUGAAAAUGUAAAAUCAAACAACUUACACAAAAGUUGGGAGAUGCAAGUUAAUACUCAACACAAUGGUGAAUUAAAGAAAAAUGAAAUCGUCUGUAUUGCUGAAAUCAAUGCAUGCGUUCCAGAGCAUAAUGAUUAUGUUGAAAUAAACAGUAUAGAAAUGGCAAGAAGUGUGCCAUCAGAAGUAAAUGAAGACGCAAAGGAAAAUCAGCCUUUUUCGAAUAGAAGUGAUGAUAUCGGAUUAAUGGACAGUAGUGAACAGAGUUAUGACACAGUAAUUUAUAAUAAAAGAAUACAAGAUGUAUCUAAGGAAACAGAAAAUUUGACUCUUGGUGAUAGUGGAUUUUACUCUCCUCGAGUAACAGAAGUUGAACUUGGUAAAAACAAAAACAAAGUGAAGGUGCCAUUAUACAAAAACUUAAGUUAUGACCACCAUGAACUGAACAAUCUCAAAGAUUUUCAGAAAGAAAAAAUAGUGCUAAAUAAUGAAUUCUACAAGGAGCCAUCUCCUUCAUCUGAUUAUCAAAUUGUUGGUGUUGUGUAAAUUAAUGUUGUGAUUGUGAUAAGGGAGAUAAUUAUCAAAAUUUAUAAAAGUACAUGUACAUGCACUCAAAUAUAAGCAUGACAAAGUGAGAAGAAAAAUGAUUUCAAUUCA